AUGGAGAUUGUCGUGUGCCGCUAGUUGAGAUGCGAGGAUGCUGCAGCUGUGCUAAACGCCAUUAAAGAAAAGCAGCUAUAACUGACAAAAUGUUUCAGACGCUCUCGUUAAAAAAAUGUUUCCUUUAUAUUGGCUACAUGAUGGUCUGGAUUAUUUCUCACCCUUAUCUGAAUGAUGCACAUCAAGGGAAACACUUCCUGCACUACAAGUUUACAGUCCUGACUAAAGCAGACACAUUCCCAGAGUUCAGUGCUGAGGGUGUUUAUAAUGACAGACAGAUCAAAUACUUCAGUAAUGAAGAAAGAGUCUGGAUUCUGACUGAAGAUGACUGGACUGAACCUCCUAAAGAUCCACCUGAUUCUAGAAACUGGUUCAUUCAUCAGAUCAGGACUCUGACAAACUGCACAAACUCACAGUGUUCUGAGCUUCAUGUUCUUCAGAGAAUAAUUGGCUGUGAACUGGAGAAACGUCCUGAUGGAACAGUGAAUCUGACUGUCUUUGAUGAAUAUGGAUUUGAUGGAGAGGAUUUUAUAUCCUUUAAUUAUAAAACUAUGCAGUGGAUUGAUAAAAACCCCAAAGAAACGAAAGUGAAAUGGGAUCAUCAAACAGAACGAAACCAGUACAUCAAGUAUUUCCUCAAGAAUUGUGUGAACUGGAUCUCCACAUUUAACAACAUUAAAAAGGUUCCACCAAAUGUUCACGCUUUUGUGCCGAAAGCUCCUGAUGAUGACAGUAAUCUGGUUCUGACGUGUCUGGCCACUGGUUUCUACCCCAGAGAUGUUCAGAUGAACAUUAGAAGAAACAAAAACACUCUUGAGGAUCAAACAUCUACUGGGAUCAGACCAAAUGAUGAUGAAACCUUUCAGAUGAGAAUCAGUGUGAAGAUCGACACAAAUGACAAUGGGCUUUAUGACUGUCUGCUCAUUCACAGCAGUCUGACUCUAUCACGACCACUUUUAACACUAUACGUUGGAGGAUAUUGUGAAUCUUCUUGUCCUGUUCUAGCAGCAGCAGCUGCAGUUCUAUUUCUAGCUCUCACUGUGAUUGGUUACUGCGUCUACAAAAAGAGAAGGUCAAAUUGUCUGAUGAGAAGUCAUCGCUAUUGUGUUGGAGCGUAGUAUACAGCAGGGGCCGGUUGCACCAGCUUUGCGUAAGUUACAACAUAGCCUAGUUUUGACGUAAAUGGGCACAAAGUUACAACUUAUGCACUACUAAAAAUUUUUGUGUUGCACCAUUAAACUUGCAAGCGUAACUCUACGUAUACACUAAAUAUUUAUGGAAGCCUCCUAUCAGGAGUAAUGGUUGGAAUAAAAUAGCAGACUGACUGAGCUGCAUCAAUAAGCUCUUAUUUUACCUGACAGACUUCAUUCUUUACACAUAUAUGAUGCUGCUGACAUUUACACUCUCUUACAUUUUAAGAGAGAGAACAUCAUGUGUAACGAUUACUUUGUUAGCCACUCUUCAACACGAACCCGUUAAACAGCGCGCCGUUGUGCGCAUUG
Megalobrama amblycephala (Wuchang bream) is the source of this 1502-nucleotide messenger RNA. RefSeq names its product major histocompatibility complex class I-related gene protein-like. The coding region runs from base 90 to 1118 and encodes 342 amino acids. Gene Ontology annotation, cellular component: external side of plasma membrane. NCBI's taxonomy places the organism in Eukaryota, Metazoa, Chordata, Actinopteri, Cypriniformes, Xenocyprididae. The record is from RefSeq and is a predicted model, not a curated record. Gene Ontology annotation, biological process: immune response. The transcript has 6 exons.